Amphiprion ocellaris (clown anemonefish) is the source of this 5709-nucleotide messenger RNA. RefSeq names its product mitoguardin 2 (gene miga2). NCBI's taxonomy places the organism in Eukaryota, Metazoa, Chordata, Actinopteri, Pomacentridae. The record is from RefSeq and is a predicted model, not a curated record. Bases 245 to 2023 code for a protein of 592 amino acids. Gene Ontology annotation, biological process: mitochondrial fusion. The transcript is spliced from 16 exons.
GAAAAAAUGCACGGUGCGGCUUUCACUGACUGUGACACGGGAACGUCCUUCCCUGACGCCUUGGAUGCUCACGUAAAACUGCAGUCAGCCACCGGACCAGUGUGAACUUUGGGAGUGGAUGACUACGGACGGUCCAUCAGCGAGCCCCAAGCCGGCUGAUCUCAGAACAGAGAGGAAACCUCAUUUUGGGUGAAUGUGAGGGGGAUUUGGAGAGGUGUGGCCUGAAGGCAUUUCCAUUUCUGAGAUGUCAUUCAAACAAGCAGACGGGAUGUCCAUCGCUCAGGCUUUGGCCAUGACUGUAGCAGAGAUCCCAGUCUUUCUCUACUCCACAUUUGGGCAGUCCAUAUUUUCCCAGCUAAAGCUUACACCGAGCCUGAAGAAGGUGCUGUUUGCCACAGCGCUGGGCAGUGUAGCUCUGGCUCUCACCGCUCAUCAGCUGAAAAGGCGAGGGAGGAAGAGAAAGCAGGUGACACAAGGGAAGGAAGGUCAGAAGACAGUGGGGAUACCUGAGGCACUACUGAAGACAGGAAGACCUUCAUCAUUGAAGAGAGGUCCGUUUACUGGCCGACAGAUGAUGAGUCCCAGCACUCGGAGCAAUGACACCAUGAGUGGAAUUUCUUCCCUGGCUCCCAGUAAACACUCAAGUUCCUCCCACAGCCUGACAUCUAUGCGAGUCCCAAGCUCCCCAAAUCAGUCUGCAAAUCCAUCCACCCCCUGGGAGGCAGAGCCUGUGGUGGAAGAGUCAGGGGCAGUGGAGGAUGCUAAUGCAGAGAAUCUCUAUUUAAUGGGAAUGGAGCUGUUUGAGGAAGCUCUGCGAAAGUGGGAACAGGCCUUGAAUAUACGCCAUCCCACCCACUCAACCUCUAGCAGUAGCAACAGCCUCGCUCUGCAGGGGGCAACGUGUGGAGACUUUCCAAUGGUUGAAGCCCGUAAUAAAGUGUUUGCUGAGAAGUUAGAGACGCUGCUGCACAGAGCAUACCAUCUACAGGAGGAUUUUGGCAGCAGUAUCCCAACGGAAAGUGUGCUAGCAGACUUUGAGAGUGAAGGGACCCUUAUCUUACCCCAAGUGGAGAGUUUCCACAGACUGCAAGACGAUGAUGCAACUACUGUUACCUCCGAUGACUCCUUCUUCUCGGCUGCAGAGCUGUUUGAUACCAUGUCUUUAGAGGGGGUCUAUCAGCCACUGAAGCCAGCAGCCCUUUAUGAAGAAGCCUUGUCUCUGGUCCAGGAGGGCAAAGUGGCCUUUAGGUCCCUGAGGACUGAAUUACUUGAAUGUUAUGGUGACCAAGACUUCCUUGCCAAGCUGCACUGUGUGAGACAAGCAUUCCAGGUCCUGUUGUUAGAUGAAACCCACCGCACGUUUUUCAUGGAAACAGGGAAGCAAAUGAUUGCAGGGUUGAUGGUGAAAGCAAACAAGAGUCCCAAAGCAUUCUUGGAGAGCUAUGAGGACAUGCUGCUUUACACUCAGAGGGAGGAGACGUGGCCCAUCACUCAGAUGGAGCUGGAGGGCCGAGGGGUGGUGUGUAUGAACUUUUUCGACAUUGUGUUGGACUUUAUCCUGAUGGAUGCGUUCGAAGACCUGGAGAGCCCUCCCUCCUCUGUGGUAGCUGUGUUGAGGAACCGCUGGCUUUCUGACAGCUUCAAAGAGACGGCUUUGGCAACUGCCUGCUGGUCUGUCCUGAAAGCAAAACGGCGACUUCUUAUGGUUGCUGAUGGGUUUAUCUCUCACUUCUAUGCCAUAUCCGAACACGUAAGCCCAGUUUUAGCGUUUGGGUUUUUGGGACCCAGGCAGCAUCUCAGUGAAGUGUGCACGAUUUUCAAGCAACAAAUCGUGCAGUACCUUAAGGAUAUGUUCGAUCAUGACAAGGUCCGCUUCACCUCUUCUCAAUGCCUGGCUGAGGAUAUCCUGAAGCUUUCCCACCGCCGCAGUGAAAUUUUAUUGGGGUACCUGGGAAUUGAUAGUCUUCUGGAGCUCAACGGUGCCCUGCCCAGGCGAAUAGAGGGCUCAGCAGGAACCAUCUAAGAAGAUUAGGGUCACUCAGAGUUUCACUGAGCUUGUCCAGGCCAACAGCAGUGGGCUGACAAGUGGUAACGGCAAGAAGUCGCAGCUCAACAUUUAAUCUGUUUCUGCGCUAAGACUGGACUGAUUCAUGCUGCUGUGAUACACUGACAACCAGCAUUUUUCAUUUAUUCAUCUGUGUUCAUUAAACACAAGCUCUGUAAUGCAAUAUAUCCACCAGAUCUACAGUGUCACUGGUCCUUGUACUAAUGAGGGAGACCGUUUGGAUGACUUCACGUCUGCCUUGUGUUGCUGCUGUGUUGUGGGUCGAGAAAGCCGACUGCAGUCAUGUAAUCACAGCUGUCGAGGACUUUUCUUUGCCUUGUUGGGCACCAUGGAUGCUUCUUAAAAACACGCCUGAUGGACACCCUUCGAACGACUAGGCCUUCUUCAUUAAUACUUCACAUGGAUCAAGUCUCUUCCAAGAUCUGUGUUCAUCACCUAUGGAAUCGGGUGGAAUAUCUUCAUUACUAUGUGAAAACCAAUGGUGUGAGAGUCAGUACUGUGUGUUUCUAUGUUUUCUAUUAAAAAGGGGGAGGAUAUUUGUGAACACCAUAACAGUUUAUGAGAACUCUGACCAACUGAAGAAUAGUUCUGCGCGAUUCAAGGUGUGAUGGGUUUGUUUCCUCACUUGUCCUUAAAUUGUCUUUAAUCCCUUGAAGUGUUUUUGUUUUCCACUUUGGUUGAAUUGAGCAGACUAAGAUGUGACAUAUCCAAGAGUUAAAUGCAAAAAGACAUGUAGUUACUCUUACAGUCAGGGUCUCAGUCGAAGUGUUUGAUUUUAAGUUAGUUUUGUGCAGUGGAUGGCAUGAAUGUUGCCAGCUUUAAAUGGCAUAAAACAAGAAGAGCUUCCACAUCAAGUAACAUGUGAACAAUAGUACAUGAAGAAUUAUUGCCAGUGUGGAAGAACGCUAAUGUCUUGAUUGGUGAAGCACUUCAGUAAACCUGAGUGCUCUCAGGGAGUCAUAAGUAAGUUGAGAUUAAUAUUAGAUACUGCAGUACUUUUCAUUUCCAAAUACUGACAAUUAAUUUGUUCAUCAGCAGGUUGUGCUACUUGAUUUGCUUCCAGAUGUUUGAGCCAAAAUUGUACAGCCUGUUAAUCUUAAGUUUACUGAUUAAAAGAUUAUAUAGAAAUAUUUUAAACAAAAAUAUACAAAUAUGAGUUAUAUAAAGAUAGAAACCUGUUUCCAGUGUAAACUCUGGAUCAACAAUACUUCCUGAGUAUAGCUGAUUUUGAAGGCCACUGUAAAUUAAAAGAGGAUAUGUGGAUUAUUAGUGGUUUUUGCCUUUCUCACAGCAGACAUUUUUGACUUGUUACAGCAGGGAAAGCACAUUAACAACAGCUUUGUUCUAUUCAAGCAUCUCAUUUAAGGUGGACUAUGCGAUUUCAAUCCAGUACACUUUUUAGGGGGUUAGGGGAAUAUCUCCUCCCUGUAUGCUCUGAAAGAAAAAAAAACUAUGCAGCUCUGGCUCUUCAAAUCAGAAACUUCCACACAAUCUUUUUCUCUUUGUCCUGUGCACCUUAUUGCUUGCGCACAAGAAGGGGAAAUGGCGUAGUGGGAGCGAGAGAGGGACAAUAACUCUGGCACAUGCUGACUGUUUACUUAUGCCAGCUAAAUAUCAAUGAUAUUUCUCCAGAAUUGAGACCUUUAAGCUGUGAGAGUGAACCACCGUGCACGAUGAUCACUACAGCAGUUAUUUUAACUCCGCAAAGCAGGAAAAACACAGGUAGACUUACUAACAUUAAUAUUGUUAAUCAGUUUCUCAGUUGAGUCCAUUUAGGUCUGUUGAGGCUUCUGGGCCCAAGUAUUGUUCAUUCUCACACAGUGGCACAAUGAAUGGAGUAGUGCUCCUGGUGGUGUGAUUUACACCUGUAAUAUUCCUGCUGUGACAAGUCAAAGUGUCUUCAGUGAGUUUAUGAACAUAACAAGAUGCGUAUCCUCAGAGACUUAGUAAAAACAAAACAACAACACUUGGUUUCUGUGUUAAAACUCAUCAGAAUCACACAUUUUCUAUCAUUACUGUGUAAAAACAUAGUGUGUCUCGAAAUGUACCUUCUCUCAAUCCUCCCAGCUCAUUUUAAAACUGACAUGAAACAGUGCCAUCUAGUAGUCUUAGCAAGGACCUUUCUGAUUCCAUGAAGAUGCAAUGAAUUGUAGAGUUAGACUGUAAUCUACAUAAGUGCACUGAUGAUAACCCCUGGGUUCUCUUUGUUUUCUCAAUACUGGACCUUGCUGAAGUACAGAGACACUGAAGGGGCACUACGAUGCCAAGUUCAACUGAUUUUUCUUUUGUAAUCUCGAUACCACUAGAGUAAAGACAGAUUGUAGUUUAGGAAACUGUCCAAUACUAAAUUAUCCUCAUGAAAUAUAAUGAAAAUAUUAUUUAUUCUUAAUGUCAUUGGAAGCACAGUAUGCGUGCUUGUGGUUGCCUGUGUGUGGGAGGGAAUUUCUGUCUGAUCAUUUUGUAUUUCAUAGCUCUCUGGGUAUUUUAAUUUCAGUAACUGAUCAUACGUAUUAACAGAAGUCUGCUCUGUGUUAUUCAUAUUCAUAUAAGCAUGUGUUUUUGUGGCAUUUACAAUCCAAAUUCUGCUGUUGUUACAACAGGCCUCUUAAAUUCAGAGCUUUUUUUUUUCUACUUUUUGGCUCUUUAAACUGCACUGGCUGCGUUAAGAGGCAUUAUUGUUGGAUCAUUUGUGUUUCUGUCUAAAACGAACCAGUACUGUACAUAGACACAGAGCUUUUACAGAAAAAUAAUUGGUUCCAUGUUCUGAUUGAUGUGCAGCUUUGUGAUUUUAAGCAUUUUGCACUUUAGCAGAAAGGAGAUACAAGAAUGUCCAACAGCCCUUUUUAAUAAUCAGUUUGGGAGUUCAGAUGUACAAACUGUUGAAUUAUUUAUUGCAUCACUUAUUAUAGAUAAUAUAGAGCAUAAAUGCUGUACAGUAGAGAAAUUAUCUUUCCCAAAAACAACUAUAUUAUGCAAAUGAUUUAUUCUGGUUGCUAUCAUAAGAUUCAGUUCAAGUGUCCAUCUUUAAAUUGUUCAUUUCAUAUUUAGAUAGUUUAAAUUCUCCAUUUUUAGCUGCGUGUGUUCUGAUCCCUGAUGAAUUGCUUUAAAACCGUGUUCUCCCCUGUUUAAUCCUGUUAUUGUAUGUGUCAUGCAGGUAAAUGCAGCUAUGAAAAAAAGCUUGUGUUUAGUCUUGUGUUCACAGAUUGAUCUGCUUUCUCUGUGUUCUGAGAGUAGAUGAACUGCUUUUGCAUGUUAACAGUGUAGAUCCUCUGAUAUGCAUCAGUGUAACAUGCAACAUGUAGACUCAGGCUCAACCCUAGUUGUUGUAAAUUUAAUAAAUCCCAAUUAGAAAUAAGCUAAAGAAAAUAUUUAAGAAGUUAUAAUCAUUUGAAGGUUAAAAUUCAAGCAUGGACUCUCCUACUUAGCAUAUAAUCAAAUGCAUUGUAGAGUUUUAGAAGGAUUUCUGAUGGCCAAAAUGUGGAAAGGUGUUUUUUUGUCUUUUUUUUUGGAAAGUCAUUGCUGUACAUUACAAGUGUCCUAUUCAUGCCUUUUGUCUUUUCUAUCGUUAAACUUGCAUUGCCAGCACAAACUGUAAAUUGAUUUUAAUUCUCCAUAUUAAAUGUUAUUUUUUGUUAUUAAAUCAA